AUGGCCAGCCGCAGAAUCAUUUCUCAGGAGAAGACGCUCCUCGAGAAGGAUGACAGCAUAGGCUCGAGCCCAGCCGCAAACGAGAAGUCAAACAUUGCACCAGCGGUUCCGGCAGCUGUCAUCUUCAAGCUGCUGGCUUUCACAUUCGCCAUGAUAGUAGUGCCAAUCGGCUCCUACUUCCUGACAGUCGACAAUGUCUUUAAGGGCAACUCGACAUUUGCAGGUGCUCUGGCCGCCAUUAUGGCAAAUGUGGUCCUUGUCGCGUAUAUUAUUGCGGCGAUGCGAGAAGACCAGCCAGAUCAGGAAGAGAAGCAGCAGCAAAAGGGCAGUUCAAGAGGCGAGGAUAAGAAGAGUCGUUAA
Lasiosphaeria miniovina is the source of this 360-nucleotide messenger RNA. RefSeq lists its product as uncharacterized. The coding region runs from base 1 to 360 and encodes 119 amino acids. Lineage: Eukaryota; Fungi; Ascomycota; Sordariomycetes; Sordariales; Lasiosphaeriaceae. The record is from RefSeq and is a predicted model, not a curated record. The transcript has 3 exons. Gene Ontology annotation, biological process: vacuolar proton-transporting V-type ATPase complex assembly. Gene Ontology annotation, cellular component: endoplasmic reticulum membrane.